AAUCCGAUGCGCGACAGAAGCCCUCGCUGUCACACGAAAUGGAAUCAUAGACGGUAUGAAUGUAUUGAUAACUCGCUCGCGGGUGUAAAUCCGGUGUUUGCUUUUGUUUAUAUUGAUCUGGACGUGAGGCACUUCUAUUUGUUCGCUCUGUUUGGGAGACAACUGCUCGACAAUUAUUGUCUUACCUUUGGAAUUCCUGGCGAUUUUGAGGAGGCGCAGUCCGCCAGAAAUUACGCACCGGACAACAUGAUUUUGAAACAUUUGGAUUUUCUCUUGGUUCUACGAUACUUUAUUCAUUUGGUCGCACUAGAGGUUGCAGCUGAGAAAGCUCUCCCUGAGCCGCUCAACCUGUCAUUGACGUGGGAGUCUGAAUUCCGUAUAAAGCUGUCGUGGAACGCACCAACUGAUUUAGAUGCAUCAUGCAAGGUGAACUACAUGAUCACUACAACGAUCGGUGAGGAGAAGCCCAUAUUAAUGUCAACUUUCAGCUUGUAUAAAGAGUACAAUGUCACUACGAAUGAUGCAGUGAAUUACACAGUGAAAACAAACCCCAAACACUGUACAGGCAGAAGCAUAAGCAAACCUGUCAGCAUCUCUAAACCUAAACCCACAGAGUUGGUGAAGAACUUCCAGUGUUCCCUCUACUCCUCUAAGGCCAUGAACUGCAGCUGGCUCCCAGCCAAUCAGGCCUCAGACCUCCAGCUCUACUAUGGGUACCUUGGUCCCUCCCACAUAGCAGCAUGCAGUGAGUACCAGUACAGAGAUGGUCAGAGGACAGGAUGUCACCUGAGAGGAUCCUUCCUUCAAUAUGACGUCUACUUCAAGGUCAAUGGGACUCUCGAUGGCUUAUCUGUACAGAAUAACUUCCUGGUGCUUCCUAGAAAUCAUGUCAAGGCCCCGGCCCCUAAGGUGAAGAUAACAGAGACAGGAAGGAAUCUCAUCCUGAGCUGGGACCCUCCGGACAUAGGCGCUGUCCACUGCUGGAAGUACAUCUUUAACUACAGCAAGUGUCAACUGCUCGUGGAUAGUAAAGAAAUACAAUUGAAACAUGUGAUGGUUUCAUAUGACGAGACAUGCCAGUACAGAGUCAAGCUUAAAGCAGUCUAUACGAAAUGGUGUGGGGAGGGAGGCAGCGACUGGAGCGAAGAGGAAAUCUAUGGUGUGGAUGAUUGGUCGAUGACUGUGUUUGCUGUCGUCAUUCCAGCUGUAGUCUUCUUAUUCCUCAUCCUUUUAAUUUGUUGUUUUAUGAAGCACAGAGAGAAGGUUUUCCCCACGAUUCCACAUCCCUCACUGGUUUUCAAGGACAUGCUGAACAGCAAUAAGGGACUGAAGAGCUCCAUAGGCAAUCUCUAUGUCCCGGAUGAGGAGGAGGUGGAAUGUAAGAUCAGCCUAGAGAAAGACUAUACUCUUCCCAUGAUGCAGCCUGAUCACUGAGAGACUACACACUGACCCAGUAGUGAUUACUACUGUACAGACAGAUACAGCAACAACCUGACCCGGUAUGAUCUGGGAGCCAAGUGACUUCAGUGUCAUUGACCGGCCCUCAAAGUAAGCUAUCUUAAGGUGGACCCUAACUGUACUGCUGAAGAGUGUCAGGAGUUGGAGCUCCACAGUCAAUGGACGACCUUAACGAGUUGGAUACAGACUGAAAGUAUGUGGACUAUGGACUAUGGAGACGCCUUUUCUUUUGUUUGUCCUGGAACUGUCAGGACUUAUCGACUCACUGACUCCUGUAUUGUUCUGGAUUGUGUGCGUGCGUGCGUGUGUGUGUGUGUGUGUGUGUGUGUGUGUGUGUGUGUGUGUGUGUGUGUGUGUGUGUGUGUGUGUGUGUGUGUGUGUGUGUGUGUGUGUGUGUGUGUGUGUGUGUGUGUGUGUGUGUGUGUGUGUGUGCGUGGGUGCCUGCGUGUGUUGGCAGAUACUAAGAACUGUUCUCAUGUACCCUUUGCAACCCAAGGCUUGGGGUCUUAGGUCAAAUGUCAGAGGUUAUCAGAAAGCCAGUGCAGGAAACGAGGAGGGGCUGGACUCCUAAACCGCACUCCCCGACCAAAUAGGACAUUGGUGGCAGUGCCUGAAGAGAUGCGCAGGCAGCACCACAGUCUUUAUCUGACUGAUCAACCCGGUUGAUCAUGUAAUUAUUUGGGGACAAAGAGGUACUUGAAGCUGUGAACCUCUGUGAAAUGAGUGCACUACCUGUGCCAUAAAAGGCCAGACCUCUGGGCAGGGACUUUAGGACAUUGACAUACAGGAAGAUGUGUCCCAAAUCGCUCCCUAUUCACUACAUGUAUAGUGUGUUAUUUUUGUCCAGGGCCCAUAGGGCUCUGGUCAAAAGUAGUGCACUAUGUAGGGAACAGAGUGCCAUUUGGGAUGCAGUAUGCCUAUCAAGGGCUAUAUGCUGCUAAUGUGAGCUAGAUUGUUGUGACUCUAUUGUUAUCAACCUGCAUUGCUAUGUGUAAAUAGGUUGUGCAGGUGUAUCUAUAGUAUGUACAAAUGUUGGUGAAAUAUAUAUUUAGAGUUUUGUGUGUUAAGGAAAUGUUUUGUGCAACACGUAUUUUUAUUUAUUUGUUUUUUUUAAUUUCACAUGCUGUCUUAUGGAACGUUAUUCUUCUGCAUUAAUGACUAAUUGAUAUCACCACACACACUCACUCAUUGAGUAUCGUUCACAUCACACCUCCAUCCAUGCAGAGACUCUUCCUUGGUAAGAUUGCCAUGUCCUUUUUAACAACCCGGAAGGAGAAACGUACUUUGUAGAGGACCUGCUGAACAGCUUAAACCUGUUAUCUGGUCUGUUCCGAACUAGAGAUAAGUGUAACAUGCUCACAGACGAACCAAUGGGCAUGUCAAGCAAGGCCUUGUGUACCUGCUAUGAGAAUCAAUCCAGAGUGUAGGUGUUGAGAGAAUAAAUCCAUCAACAAAUAACUGAG
Oncorhynchus keta (chum salmon) is the source of this 2921-nucleotide messenger RNA. It is a transcript of the gene il13ra1, whose product is annotated as interleukin 13 receptor, alpha 1. NCBI's taxonomy places the organism in Eukaryota, Metazoa, Chordata, Actinopteri, Salmoniformes, Salmonidae. Gene Ontology annotation, biological process: cytokine-mediated signaling pathway. Gene Ontology annotation, molecular function: cytokine receptor activity; protein binding. Bases 7 to 1434 code for a protein of 475 amino acids. The record is from RefSeq and is a predicted model, not a curated record. The transcript has 10 exons. Gene Ontology annotation, cellular component: external side of plasma membrane.